UAAAAUGAAAAUGUCCGCCCUUGUUGCCAACAGCCGAAACUAAGCUGCAGACGGAGGCGCGCUUUAAACAUACGGUUAUUCUUCUGUAACGUUGGCACAGACCAGAUAAAGUGUGUAAACACGGAGCAAUCGGCGGUACCUAGAACUCCGUGGACACGGGCCUUAUUUCUGGGAUGGAGGACCUCACCCCGCCUUCCACGGUAGCCGGGCCAUCCCAGUUUUGGCGGGUGUCGGAGCGGCGCAGCCGAAAGUCCGGCUCUCCCAACAUCUUCCGGGACGUGAACCUGCGGCAGCUUCAGCGGCUCUUCCAGCGCGCGGGGGACCAGGACGCCGAGCAGCGGGCGCAGCUGGUGUGGGGCCACGGCGACGCGGCGGAGCUGGCCCAGGCCCUGAUCGCCCUGAGGGCCCGGGGCCGCAGGACCAGGCUCAGGGUGGAGGGGGCCCGCGACCCCCAGGGGUCCAAGUGGCUCCAAGCCUUCGGCCAUCUCAGGAUCAACGAGGCGUCCGUGGCCGCCCCUGGUGAUGAGGACACAGAGGUGGAGCCCAGUCCCUUCAGUAGGCCCGACCCCGCCCCAGGGGGUGUGCCUGGGGGCCAAGGGGACAAGCCAUUGGCAGAAGGACAUAUAGAUUCUGAACGGCUCCAGAACGCCCCAGUUAGCUCCCUGUGGAGCAGACCCGGGAUCGCAAGUCAGGGCAGGGAGAGGAACCCAGAGCGGUACCUUCAUCGCAUACUGCACUGAAAGGUACAGGAUGGCACCGAAUGAGACGAUAGAAGACUGAGAUAAAGUGGGAGGAGCAAGGACUGGGAGGGGUGGAGCCAAUUUCCCAGGUUUAUGAUCAGUUCAGGAGGUACAUGUAUACUGAGCACAGGACACCAUGCUGGUCUGGUAUUCCUUGCACAAAGACACUAAAGGACCCUCAAUGAAAUAUUUGCAGGGGAGGGUGUUUAUUAACAUGGCACCUUAAAACACUCACAUGUUGUACUGUCUCCAUGAUCAGGAAACAGCUGCUAAACCUGAGUCUGUUCACAAUGUAGCCAAUAGUUUGCUGUUUGAGCACAAUGCAGAUCUACUACUUAAGAUGCAAUGAAAGAUAAGACAGAGAGAGAACAGUGUGAAGACUGUUUUGAAAAUAUAUUUUGGUGUUCACAUCAUGGCUGCCAUAAGCAGCUUUACCCUAUCAUGGUUAGGUUGCCAGAGAUCACAUCUGUUUACCCUAAACCAGUAGUAACCAACCCUCUUCCUGGAGAUCUACCAUUCUGUUUCAACCCUAAUUUGGCACACCUGACACUACUAAUUAGCAACACAAGAUCUCUAGCUGUUGAAUGAGGUGUGCUUUCGUAGGGUCAGAGUGAAAACCUACAGGACGGUGGAUCUCCUGAAACGGAAUUGGUUAUCGUUGCCAUAAACGGCUGUUGCAACACCAAUUGCCUCAGGGAGGCAUCUUGAUUUUUACAACAUGGCAAAGCUGACGAGCCAGGAAUUGAAACUACAGUGCCGUCCUGUUUUUACCAGAAUUGUCAGCAUCCGCAUAAUAUGGCAAAAAAAAAUAUCACAACCACAGUCUGUUUCCCCAGGAUAUGGCAGUACCCUCCCUACAGCAAACAUAGGGUCACUGGGGCAUGUGGAUGACUGUCCUCAUAAAAUGCAUCGUCGCAAGAUUUCCCUAUCCUUAAAAAAAAGCAUGUUUCAAGGAAGGCAGACCCACUUUGACCAGUCAGUUUGGAACAGAGCCAAGAGACAGCGAACAGACAUGUAGCCAAAUAGCAUUCCUGUGUACUACCAUUAGCCAUGGUCUUCAUCCUUAAAUCUCUCUCUGCUUAACAAGCAUGCCCGUUUCAACUCAGAAUACAAUGUGUAUAUGUGCAUACAUAUGUAUAUGUGUGAGUUAUACUGGGUUUUUUUUAAACCUUUGUCAAGCAUGGGUCAAGAGUGAUUUUUCUGAAAAGACAUUUUAAUCUAUAUUCAGGAUAUGUGAACCUUUUAUACAUACAAAUUAUAGCUUGUUACUUCACACUUCUCCGUUGGGAGGGCAUAUUCUAGAUAUAAAGGUCAUUAAAUAUAUAUAUAUAAAACCCUCAUGAACAAUGUAUGGUGUAACCAUGUGCAAAAAGACAAUUUACAAAAGGCUCUAUUCUUAGUGACAUGUGUAUUUCUUUCUAAAUCUCAAAACUCUAAAAUCAUUGCAAAUGGAAAUACUAAACCAAACUUGCGUGUACAGAUAAUGUCAUUAUUAUUGCAAAUUGUUACCAAUUAAAAGUUUGUGUUUUUUUUAAA
This is a messenger RNA of Anguilla rostrata (American eel), 2276 nucleotides long. RefSeq names its product arginine vasopressin induced 1 (gene avpi1). The transcript is spliced from 3 exons. Bases 174 to 740 code for a protein of 188 amino acids. The record is from RefSeq and is a predicted model, not a curated record. NCBI's taxonomy places the organism in Eukaryota, Metazoa, Chordata, Actinopteri, Anguilliformes, Anguillidae. Gene Ontology annotation, biological process: positive regulation of MAPK cascade.